CCUACCACAUGUAAUGUUUAGAAAAUUCAUUCAAUCAAUGUCUGUCCGCUAAUGGGAAAUCCCGUCUAGUGUCCGGAUUAGUCGUCUACCUGCAUACCCUCAGAACAUGAAAAUGCCAGGUAGUACGUCAAGGUCGAUCCUCUUCCUCUGUCUAUUCCUUCGUAGGCACAUCAAUGGAAUGUAAAUUUCCAGGUAUAGGAUUUAUGAGCAAUUGGAAUUAAAGACUUAGUCGUGCAGUUUAGGAAGUGAGCAGAAAAUUCGUGAGUUUAUGUACGUGUAGUGAGAGGAGCAUGCGCAGUAGAAAAUGUGUGUGUACGUGCCGAAAUGGGUCCCUCUCAGUGGCGGACAUGACUGAACUACGCGAAGGGAAGGUGGGGUAAACGGAGAGUCGUGCAUUCUCCUCCGGGCCAUCGUUGUCAGUGUAUAUUCAGUGCGUGUUGUGGCUUGUUUAAAGUGUGUUGGGAUUGUUUUCCAUGCGUUCAUUUCUCGAGUAACAUGUCAUUAGCAUCUGACAAAUAAAGAUAACAGUCAACAAUGGUGAGAGAUACUUCAGGGCGCACACCCCGUAUUCAGGUGUUUCGGCCUACUUACGAGGAGUUUAAAAAUUUUCCGAAAUAUGUAGAAUAUAUGGAGAGCAAAGGAGCCCACAAAGCUGGUCUUGCUAAAGUCAUACCACCGCCUGAAUGGAUUCCACGAAAAGGUGGUUACGAUGUCGAGAGUAUGGAUCUCACGAUACCUGCUCCAAUUUGUCAAGUUGUUACUGGCAAACAAGGGCUUUAUCAGCAAAUUAAUAUUCAAAAAAAAUCCAUGACGAUUCAGGAGUACCAAAAACUCGCUAAUUCUGAACGUUAUGCGACUCCUAAACAUUUUGAUUAUGAAGAUUUGGAGCGAAAAUAUUGGAAAAAUAUUACAUACGUUGCACCUAUUUAUGGAGCUGAUGUCUCCGGCUCCCUUACCGAUCCUGAUGUUAAAGAAUGGAAUAUAAAUCGUUUGGGCACCAUUCUUGACUAUGUGAAUAAAGAUUAUGGAAUUUCUAUCGAUGGUGUCAACACUGCGUAUCUGUAUUUUGGCAUGUGGAAGACAACAUUUGCUUGGCACACUGAAGAUAUGGAUUUAUAUUCGAUAAAUUAUUUGCAUUUUGGAGCACCUAAAACUUGGUAUGCCAUUCCCCCGGAGCAUGGCCGUAGAAUGGAAAGAUUAGCUAAUGGAUUUUUUCCUGGAAGUUAUCAAAACUGUCAGGCUUUUUUGAGGCACAAGAUGUCACUUAUUUCCCCCCAGAUACUCCGGCAGUAUUCGAUACCAUGCAAUAAGAUUACUCAAGAAGCUGGAGAAAUUAUGAUAACGUUUCCGUACGGUUAUCAUGCUGGAUUUAAUCAUGGAUUUAAUUGUGCUGAAUCUACCAAUUUCGCUGCACCACGCUGGGUCGAAUAUGGCAAGAGAGCGACUCAGUGUACCUGCAGCAAAGAUAUGGUGAAAAUAUCAAUGGACACAUUUGUCAAACGAUUUCAGCCCGAGAGAUAUGACUUGUGGUUGCGAGGUGAAGAUGUUGGACCACAUCCUGAGGAUCCCAGGCAAACAGCAGCUCCUAUGCCAUCCCAAAUGGAUCUUAUGUGCAGUAAUAGUAAUGGUGAACUUCCCCAGAGUUAUUUAAAUGCUCCGAAAAAUAAACGACACACCAUUCACAAGAAAAAAUCAAUGUCUGGAGCCAAUUCCGAUUUAAAUAUGGAUGAGUUUGUUGAUCGUGCUGAUAUACCACCUGAAGUGAAGAAGGCAAUUCAAGAUCUCGAUUUGGAGGAGGAUCAGCCGGAUGAGCAACAGCUGGAGGUCCUGGAGGAUAUUUGGCUCAAAGCUGGAGAACUGGAAGUGGAGGAUGCCCAUAUUUACGAUGACGGUUACAGCCGGAAGAAAAAUCGUAAGAGGAAGAAAAGAGUGAAUUCAGCAGACAAGGAGCCGAGACGAAUAAAAACAAAAAAACCAAUUAAAUCAAAUUCUAUAUCCGAGCUUUCCAGUUCAACGGGUUCAUCAAAUUCAGGUACAAACCCAAAUUACUUGAAUAUAAUUGGUAACUCAGUGCCAUGUCUUGUUUUAUCUAAAAUGACAAACUUGGAUAAUUUGACUGGAAUUUUAGAUAGCGAGGCCAUUAAAAGAAAUAAUGCUGUACUGAAGGGAGAGGAGUCAUCCAUUUCUGAAUUAUCUGAGGCAUCUAAGAAGACAAAAAAGCAUUGUAAACAUGCAGAACGAAAGAAACACAAAAAACUUCAUGAGCAUAAGAAAAAAUUGAAAAACCUACCAGCAGUUAAUAUGUUCAAUUCACAGCUGCCUCUCGAUGUGUCAGACGUUGAUGUUCAGAGAAAAUUAAUGGCAAUGCCUAGCCUCUCAUCUCAAAAAACAUUAAGUAAAAAAGAUACCACGAAUGGUAGCUUUUUAUCCAGCAGUAUUAUCUCCCAAACUAGUGAGAUUUAUUCAAGUAGUACACCACAAAAAUUAUUACUUAAUAAUGAAAAAAUAACUACAUGUGACACCCAAAUGAAUACAACAAACUCACCACUUAAUCCAGUGAUAUUUUUGAAACAAGGAACUUCAACCGAAACCAGUGACUCAGGCACGUCACUAAUGAUCUCGUCGACGACAUUAGAUUCUUCAACUGAAACAAAACCAUUUACAUUCACAUCUUUAGUUGGCAGGCCGAUGAUGAGUUAUAAAAAUGAUAUCAUAAAAGCGCCAAAGUUAAGUGUGUUGAAAAAACCAGAGGUUGUUAAAAACGAUAUGUCAUCUGAAUCGCACGUCAAGGAGGAUAGAGAAACUCUGAGUGCAGCUGACAGUCUUCUGGUUCUCAAACAAACACCUUCGAGAUUGCAGUCUGACACUAAGACUGGUAUUUCACCAAGUACUAAUAUGAUGUUCUUGCAGAAAUCAAUAUUUCCACAAGGUGGGUUGAGAGACCCUCAGAUGUCUCAUGAGUGGUACGAUCAAAUUGAGAAAUUUAAAAUGGUACAAACACCAGUUUCGGACACAUCUAAGCCUAUUGUUAGCAUUCUUCCAAAUUCACCGUCAAAGCCGGCAUUCACAUUUACUGUCAACACAUCUUGCAUAAAUUCAGACACUUUGAAUGAUCAAGGAAAGGAUUUCCCUGACGGGAAUAAACUCAUGCAAAAAAGAUUCUUGCAAAUGCCCAUCAGUAAUUCAAAUUAUCACACUACUGAGCCUUCUGCAAAUAUAAAACCCAUUUUGUCAUCAGCAAUUGCAGGUACAGGGAGCGUUAACAUUGUUGGCCCCCAGAAUGACAAAAUCUUGACAUCCAAACCAUUUUCAAUUGGACAAAAAUUGUUCGCUCCGGUAACUCUUGGAACAUCAAUUCUCAAAUUCCCUCCGAAUAAUAAUGAAGGAGAGAUUGUUAUACCAAAUUCUCAGUAUCAAACAAAUUUUCAACAACAAAAUUCAUCGAAAUCAACGAAGAGAACUCCCAGAAAGAAAAUACCAACAAAAUUAUCACGCGCUAUUCAAAGCCCCGAGCAGAAUUACAGAGGAGUAGUUGAGCCGAGAAUGUGUUCUAUUGCCACUCAAGUGGAUAAUUUGACUCCAUUGGAAGAUGAAAUAACACUUGCAACACUUCCAGCAAACAACGAACCUCCAGAAAUCAUAUGGAAACAAGAUUUAGCACCUACACAGCCAUUAGUUCCGGUAACAUUACUAAAUGAUCAUACUGAGGAUACAAUGAAAUUCCAUCCACAAACCUGCAAUUCGAUAGCUGCUCCAGCUAAACAUUCGACUUUAUCCUUGCCAGAGACAUCCCCGAGUAGUAUCAAUACCAGAGUAAAGAAGUCACCGGCAUCGAAACGAAAGCUAAAGGAUAAAUCGGCUACAGUGCUUCUGGGAAACAGUCAAGAGGAAAUUGACCUGCCGCCUCCAGUGCUUAGCAUCGAACAGAAUUAUCCUAUAGUGAAGCAGGAGCCAAUGAAAACACCACCACCAAUAACAGGAGCAGCAGCAGCACCUUAUCCCGGUCAAAUAUUACCUGGACACAUUUCAACGAUGUUAUAUCCACAUAUCCCAGACUUGGAGACUCAACAGAGUUUUAAUGACUACUGGAGUGCUCAACUAUCUCACUGUGCAAUCUGUACUGCUUUUGCUGCAACAACUGAUAAAAAUUAUCGUCAAAUGCCACCAGACUGGAAAUACUGUAAGCCAACAGUUCUACCAGAAAAUUCACCAAUUUGGGUGUCAUCUUCAUUAUUUGCUGCUAAUUCCAAAGAGCAGAGUGUAGAACCGGAAAAUGACAAAUUACUCAGAUGUCGUGAGUGUCAUGUUACCGUUCAUGCCUCUUGCUAUGGGAUAACAGUAUUACCCACAGAUUUACCGAAUUGGGCAUGUGAUAAAUGUAAAGCUGGAAUGGUACAAGCCACAUGUUGCCUAUGCCCAAUGAGAGGAGGAGCUGUCAAAAGAACGAGUGACAGUAGAUGGGCGCAUAUUUUAUGUGCUCUAUUGAUACCCGGAGUAACUUUUAAAGAUCCAGUCAACAAAGAUCCUAUUAAUGUACUGACAAUAAAAACCGAUCUUGUGCGACAGACAUGCUCGUGUUGUGAUCAGAGGGAUGGAGUUUGUCUAGGCUGUCAUGUUUGUGGAGCUCUGUUUCAUCCGUCUUGCGGUCUUGUUACUGGCGCAACCUUCAUUAUACCAACGUAUAACAGUCAGGAACUUCAGGUCACCUGUCAUGGUCAUGCUAAUCGAAAGGAGAAUAGUCCAUUGAUUAGAAAUGGAGAAAUUGUAUGGGCUAAACACAGAAAUAAACGGUAUUAUAAGGCCACAGUGCAAUCUAUAGAUACACAUCUGUUCUACAUGGUCACUUUUGAUGACUCUAGCUUCAGUGAUGAUCUAUACCCUGGAGAUAUCACGAACUAUCAAGCUGGAAGUAUGCCCACUGUAGGAGCAGCUGUCAAAGUUAAGUGGACUGAUGGUCAGGUUUAUGAUGGCAUUUUUGAAGGGACAAAUCCUCGCUAUAUGUACACUGUGUUAUUUGAAGACGCAUCACAGUUGGUGGUAAAACGCGAUCAAAUUUACAGUUUACAGGAAGAUAUGCCACGAAGAGUACUCUCCCGCCUGGCUCUUCUGUCUAUUUUAUUUCCCAAGUCUACUGCAACUGAAAUGAAGCAUCGAUAUCAUCUUUAUGGUGCUGACAGUGAAUUUGAGAGUCAACGGAAGGAGAAACAGUCGGUGAAAAAGUUCAAAUAUUAACCAAACGACUGAAUUAAGUGAGAUAAUGAAAUGUAUUAAAUAUUUUUUUUGUAAAUAGCUGGAAUGAUUUAUUAUUUUCGUUUCACAGAAAAUUAUAUCUAUCUUUAUGUAAAUGCUUACUCAUUUAAGUAUACAUAUAUUAUCUAAAUGGGAAACAUAUAAUAUUUAUCUUUGAGUUUAUUUUACACUUGACUCAAUUUUUUAUUGCAAUAGAGCCGAAAUUUGUUCUUUAAUCAAUUUGACGUUCGUGUGCAAGAUUUUUUUUUUUAUACGUUUCAUCACUCGCGGUAAUGAAAUUAUGAUCUAAGUCCACUGAGGUUUCCAUUUUCAAUUUUUAUACGUUGCACAAUGUAUGGACUGAAAACUAUUGUUUGCAGAUUAACAGGAUAAAAACUGAAAUGAAGUGAGUGACAAGAUAGUGAUAAUUGAUAAUUUAUAAAACAACUACUACAUGUAUUAUAUAUAUUAUCGUGUGAAUAUUGUAAUUAGUCUUGAAACUUUAAGAAUAUGACUUAAAUAUGAAACAAAGUGUGUACUCUUCAUCUGAAAAUACAACCUCGAGUGUUCGAGUGUAGUUUGUUUAAUAAUUGAUAAUAAUGGAAUUUAUAUUAUAAAGAUACUUGUAAAAAAUAAUUUCUGAGACAGAGUAAAGCGAUACUACUGGACAGAAUUUCUAAGGUCUAUGGAGAAAUUUCGCAUCAUGAUUUAUUUAUUGAACAAUUGUUCAAUCAUGAUUUAAAAUACGAUGACGAUUAAAUUUUUAAUUGGUGAAUGCUUAUUGCAAUGAAAUAAACAUGCUAAUUGUUGUAUGUAACAAUAAAGAAAGAUUUAUGAACGAUGAAGCAAUCAAAUAA
This is a messenger RNA of Diachasmimorpha longicaudata, 6086 nucleotides long. Its product is annotated as lysine-specific demethylase 4C-like. The transcript is spliced from 6 exons. Bases 535 to 5232 code for a protein of 1565 amino acids. Gene Ontology annotation, molecular function: histone H3K9 demethylase activity. The record is from RefSeq and is a predicted model, not a curated record. Lineage: Eukaryota; Metazoa; Arthropoda; Insecta; Hymenoptera; Braconidae. Gene Ontology annotation, biological process: chromatin remodeling; regulation of gene expression. Gene Ontology annotation, cellular component: chromatin; nucleus.